Telopea speciosissima is the source of this 754-nucleotide messenger RNA. RefSeq names its product nudix hydrolase 26, chloroplastic. Gene Ontology annotation, molecular function: guanosine-3',5'-bis(diphosphate) 3'-diphosphatase activity; bis(5'-adenosyl)-pentaphosphatase activity. NCBI's taxonomy places the organism in Eukaryota, Viridiplantae, Streptophyta, Magnoliopsida, Proteales, Proteaceae. The record is from RefSeq and is a predicted model, not a curated record. Bases 48 to 557 code for a protein of 169 amino acids. Gene Ontology annotation, biological process: nucleoside phosphate metabolic process; ribose phosphate metabolic process. Gene Ontology annotation, cellular component: chloroplast. The transcript is spliced from 6 exons.
UGAAUCUUUGUUCAUUUGCUUACUCCGUACCGUCAUUGCCGUCAUCCAUGGAAGCUCCUCCGGAAGGUUACAGAAGAAACGUGGGAAUCUGUCUCAUCAAUCCUUCUAAUAAGAUCUUUGCAGCUUCGAGGCUUGAUGUUCCUGGCACCUGGCAAAUGCCACAGGGUGGUGUUGAUGAGGGCGAAAAUCCAAGAAACGCUGCUAUCAGAGAAUUGAGAGAAGAAACAGGAGUUACAUCUGCUGAAGUUCUUGCAGAGGUUUCAUAUUGGUUGACUUACGAUUUUCCACUGGAGGUAAGAGAAAAGAUUAAUCGUCAAUGGGGAUCAGACUGGAAAGGUCAAGCGCAGAAGUGGUUUCUUCUUAGAUUCACUGGAAAGGAGGAAGAGAUAAACCUUUUGGGUGAUGGAACUGAAAAGCCAGAGUUUGGGGAGUGGUCAUGGGUAACUCCGCAACUAGUAGUUGAACUUGCAGUCGAUUUCAAGAAGCCUGUUUAUGAGGAAGUUUUGAAAGCCUUCAGUCCCUAUCUUCAGUCAGAUUCAUCUAGACAAGAGUUAUAGACAGUUCUAAGUGCAGAGAGGUGACUGAAAUCCAGCCUGGAAUUUGCUGAUCCAACAUAAUGGGUAUACUAGCAGUUUCCAUGAAUUGUGUGUGAACAAUCUACUUACAUCUGUAUUCAUGUUCUCUGUGCCUGAACUUCCUGGUGUAAAUCAGCCCAAAAUCCAAGUUUAUUAGUUUAUUCAAUGUUCUACCAAGU